AUGACACGUCGAAGCGAAUCUUUCUGCACUUCCGAAUUACCCUUUGUUACUGAAGAACUCGACACGUACUUCUGGAUCUCACGAAAGCGCGGCGAUAUGGGCCCAGAGAUUCGUCGGACUAAGUCUGCGGACCCUGUCCUCCCCUCCGUGCCGCAAGUGGACGGACCGACCGAACAGCGCAAGGCCAAGAAAAGUAAGUCGAAGAAGAAGAAUAACAAUAAGAACAACAAAAACAAGGGAAAGGGCAAAGCUCUCGAGGUCGAGGUCGAGGAGAAUGUUGUUGUUGAUAGUGGCUGUGACAUGGCCAAGGAGGGACAACAACAGAAGCAGACUGAGAACGGCGAUGACCAUCGUGACAAUGUUGUUGUUGCUGCUGCUGAUACCGCCAUUGCUACUGCUGCUGGUGUCGAAGUCAAGAGUAAUAAUCUGCCUCCACCCUAUUCCAGCGCGGGAGAGGACACAAGCAUUGGCGAGCCGGCUUCUUCUGUGGUGACGAACUCGCCAGUGGCCAGAAUGGCACCAGCCGCUGAAGCAGCUUCUCUCAAGGCGAAGAUCAUGGAAGCGAUGAGAAUCCGCGACAGACUCGACCGCCAGAUCCAAGAGAAACGCAAUGCUAGUGCUCAGGCUAGCUCAUCUUGCGGGGAACAGCGGAACGCCCGGGCUGUGCCUGCGAUGUCGAGUCCUUCGUCCGCCAGCCAGCGACGACCUGAUAGUGGUAGUGUCGACAAUCUUCCGCAGAUCAACAGUUCGCAACGCAGUCCAGUGAGCGAGAUGCGUGCCACUGGCAACUUAAAUUCGCACCCUUCCACCUCAGUCGCGGACUAUUCUUCCGAAGAGGCAGUACGUACUUCGGGCACACGAUCCGAUGAACCUAACAGCCAGGACAAUUAUCGCGCUGCUAACGACAGAGAAAUUAAGCAGUAUUGUCGGGCUCACAUGCGGGCUCCCUGCCGCUUCGAUCCAAGCUGUUGUGUUCAUAAGCCCAUGCAAGGCUGUGACUGUCCACCGAGAUCGUCUUGCUGUUGUUCGCACCACAAAGGCGAUUGCUGCACUUGCUUGACAUAUCUUAAUACUGUGUCGGCCAAGAGCGACACUGAGACCCCUAGCGAUGUUGGUCAAGGUGUGGAAGGCGGUAAGGUGGUUGCUGAACGCAACACUUCUGGUGGAAAACAAAGCGUGAUGGAUGAUCAGCUCAAGAAUAUGGAGGCUUUUUCGGAGCAUCUCCUUCAACUGUUCGAAAAUCGUGAGCUGUGCGAUUUUCACUUCAAAUUGACAUCGAGCAACGGCAUGCACCAAUCCACCAUAGUCCCCGUGCAGGUGGCCGUUAUCGCUCGCAGCCCGUUCGUCGCCGCGCUUCUGCGGACUCAACUUUAUCAGCAGGGACACCGGGAGAUUGCUGCGACACUGGGUGACCAAGUCAACUUGAUACAUGGGUUCGAACAUGCAAUUCGCAACUUGUAUGGGUCACCACUUCUCCACGGCGAACGACUGAGAACCGAGGCCCUUGCAGUACUGGGUUACACCGAAGAGUCUCAAAGCAUGUACCCAUUCCCGAUCAGAACAGCCAUGCUCGAUCUAGCAUUUUCGUACGCCGCAUCUGGAGCAUUUCUCCAUAUCAGUAACAUCCUCGAAGCAGGCAUCAGAAUGGCAUUGGAGCUGAUCGACUGGAGCACUGUCGAAACAAUCAUCCACUUUGGUCUCCGCGUGGAUAGAUUCUCAAUCAUUCUGGAAGGAACCGACACUCCGCCGGGCAGUCCUCGUGCCAAGCAUACUCGGUCCGGACAUGUCCUGAUUAGAAACCGACAGCUUCGAGAGAUCUGGGCUCCAUUGCUGGCCAGGGCCGGCUUGUCAUUCAUCGCUGAGAGCAUCGAUGACAAGUUCGUCUUGUACGCUCAAGCCCAAAGCCUGCAUCUCCCAAAUCGUAUCCCAGAGAGCUUGCACACUGCAUCUGGCGCUAUUGGCUCUGAGCCAGGAUCUGCUUCCAUAAACUCAACAACGACUGAGAACAAGCCGAGCCGCGAGGCCUUGGUCGCCUCUGCUGUCCUGAUCAGUCUCCCAUUUGUCCAUCUGCAAGAGGUGUUCAGGACUUUGAGUGCUCGUCGUGUACUGUCGAACAACCUAGCACAAGCGAUAAUGAGUGAGAGGGAGUCACGACGGUUGCAGGCGCUGCGAGAGCUUGGCAGACAAGGCGAGAUCAAUGAACAAAACCUCCCCAAAGAGACGAAGGAGUUGGGGUACGGGGAGUAUCUCGUGUUCAAGAGUGUCUGCAAGCAAGGCCAAGGACCCGUGACGGUGACAACGGAAGUCAGCCUGGAGAGAGAGUGGAUUGGGUGUCGGUCGCCAGACGCCAAACAGUAG
Molecule: messenger RNA, 2358 nt
Organism: Aspergillus welwitschiae
Lineage: Eukaryota; Fungi; Ascomycota; Eurotiomycetes; Eurotiales; Aspergillaceae
Exons: 2
Coding region: 1-2358 (785 amino acids)
Source: RefSeq, a predicted model, not a curated record